AGCGUGACGGUCAGCCACGUCAGAGCUAGGAGUCAGACAGACGCACCAUCGGUACUCACUGCACAAACUUUUAGGUCUUGAGACAAGCGGAGGACACGAGCAGUGAAACAGGGCCAGUCCUUUUGCUCACUUAUUUGAUCAGGAAAUUGAGGAAGAGAAAUGGACUUCAUCCUGCCAUCCACUCUUCCAGCUGGAGGUAUCCCAUGGCAGAAGGUUAUACCACCUCUUAUUCCUCUGCUGAAUGGGACUUACGGACAAUGUAAUUGGUCCCCGAAAUUACUGAUUCCAGAUACUGAUAAUACCAGCUCUGCAGAGGUGAACUGUGAUGACAGUGGUUUCACAGUUCAAGUUGAUGUCAAGCACUUCAACCCAGAAGAGCUGAUGGUCAAAGUGAUAGGAGACUUUGUGGAAGUGCAGGGAAAGCAUGAAGAAAAAAAGGAUGGUUCAGGGGUUACAACACGGCAGUUUAACCGCCGCUACCGAAUCCCAAAGGGAGUGGACACCAUGGCGUUGGAAUCAGCGGUCUCUCCAGGUGGCAUCCUUAUCAUAUCUGCACCGAUGCGGCGAACAGAGGACUCCAGAAUCCUGACCUAAUCCCAUUAAAACCAACCACUCAAAUCGCUGCCAUCUUCACCACAUAUGAAAACAAGUGCAUACAGAAAUAACUUCAGGCCCCUUCAGUCACAGCAACACGCAGCAUGUGCCAAAACACCCAUUUGUUCUGUUCCCUGCCCCUGUGAGGUUUGUAUAUACUGCUCUUCUAUUACUCAUCAAUCUUACAUGAUGUUUCAAGGAACCAGUCUUUGUAAAUAUUCUGCGUUCGAAAGUUCAAACUGUGUGCAAGUUUUGUAAAAUGCACUGUAUUGUGAUUGUGAUUAAUAAUGCACGCAAACAUAUCGCCAAACUCUUUAAUGUGGAAAUACUUCUUGAAAAAUAAAAUUUAUUUCUUUAUAAAAUAAAAAAAGACUACAUCAAG
Molecule: messenger RNA, 976 nt
Organism: Anarrhichthys ocellatus (wolf-eel)
Lineage: Eukaryota; Metazoa; Chordata; Actinopteri; Perciformes; Anarhichadidae
Gene: hspb6
Product: heat shock protein, alpha-crystallin-related, b6
Exons: 4
Coding region: 160-594 (144 amino acids)
Biological process (GO): negative regulation of apoptotic process; response to heat; protein refolding
Cellular component (GO): nucleus; cytoplasm
Source: RefSeq, a predicted model, not a curated record